This is a messenger RNA of Hermetia illucens (black soldier fly), 1123 nucleotides long. It is a transcript of the gene Snx3, whose product is annotated as sorting nexin-12. The transcript is spliced from 3 exons. Gene Ontology annotation, cellular component: retromer complex; early endosome membrane. Gene Ontology annotation, molecular function: phosphatidylinositol-3-phosphate binding. The record is from RefSeq and is a predicted model, not a curated record. Gene Ontology annotation, biological process: endocytic recycling; late endosome to Golgi transport. Lineage: Eukaryota; Metazoa; Arthropoda; Insecta; Diptera; Stratiomyidae. The coding region runs from base 1 to 504 and encodes 167 amino acids.
AUGAUGGUUGAGUCGGACGGAACAGCAGAUGCCACCCGCCGCCUGAACAUCAAGAAGCAAACGCUCGACGAUGCUUAUGCAGUUCCAGCAAAUUUUCUCGAAAUUGACGUCGUCAACCCGAUGACAACAAUGACGGCGGGCAAGAAGCGCUACACCGAUUACGAGGUUCGGAUGAAGACAAAUUUGCCGGUAUUUAAAAUUAAAGAAUCAAGUGUGCGUCGCCGAUAUAGUGAUUUCGAAUGGCUUCGGAACGAGCUUGAAAGGGACAGCAAGAUUGUUGUACCGCCACUACCGGGGAAAGCCUGGAAGCGACAAAUGCCCUUCCGUGGCGAUGAUGGUAUUUUCGAUGAGAACUUCAUCGAGGAGCGACGUAAAGGCCUAGAAGUGUUUAUUAAUAAAAUUGCUGGACAUCCGCUUGCUCAGAAUGAAAGAUGCUUACAUAUGUUCCUGCAGGAACCUACAAUUGAUAAAAAUUAUGUGCCCGGUAAAAUCCGGAACACAUAAAUCUAUGAAAGCUUAUUAUUUACAUUAAAUUGUCCUUACAUGUUAUGGAAUCACGACUAUUGUAUUUUUAUUUUGUUUCGCUUUAGUUUCUAAAGAGGAAAAGACAAAAUUUCAUUUAUCUAAAUAAUUUCAUCUCUUUAUUGUAAUUAAUGUAUUUUAGGAAAUUCGUUAGAAAAAUUAUUGGUUAUGAAAUAUGGUUCUGCUUUGAAGUUAUAAAUCUAAAAAAAAAGAUAAUAAAAACCAAAUAUCUCACCUGCGUUUGAUGUAAUAUUUUUGGGAAUUAAAUGCCAUGUUUUUUGUGAAAAUUGGAGAAUCUUGGGGGGGAGAAAAAAGGAAGAAAUUAUCGCGUGUAACAGUUUAUACAAACGAACUUACAGAAACAGCACUAGCAAAAUAAUGCGGAAAAUAGAAGUGUAAUAAUAUAUUUUUCGAAUAAAGUGAUGAUAAUAAUACAAAAAAAAAAGAAACAAAAAACAUAAAAACUGAUCACUAGAUAGAAAAGAAACAAAAUGAAAGAAUAUUUGUAUAGAAAUGAUCUUUAUAAGUCUCUAAUGUAAGGGUAAAGUUUAAGGAAUUAUUAUGAUCAAAUAUAUACUUUUGUUUGAUUUUGGUUGGUAAA